AUGUCUGCUCGAUCCCACCACUCCGAAUACCAACCUUUGGUUAGUCAAGAAGAAACCGACGUGGGAGAGGGUCGCUGGGCUUCCUCGAGCAGAACGACUACGACGCCGGGACAUCGUCGCACCGGUCGUCCUGGGAGCAUUGACCUCACAAAGUUGGACAAUGCGUUUAAACGGUGGACAGAAUCUAUAGCGCAAAAGGUGAAACGGAAGAAGAAAGUAUCUGACCAUUCGAGGAAACAAAUCUGGCGAAGUGUGUUCGAGCCAACGGUUAUUGGGAUAUCCAGUUCUGGGGCAGCGGUGAAGACUUUAGAUCAUAAGCCCCCAAUGACGAAACAGGCAUUCGACGUGUUGGCUCAGUCCGUGAGAAACGCAAUUGCAGAAGGAAUUCAUCCCAAGAUGAUAACGAAAGGAUCUUCUGGUUCAUAUUUUGCUCGAGCAAAAGUGGGAGGUCGUGUACAGACUGUUGCUGUUUUCAAGCCCAAAGAUGAGGAACCCUACGGCCGGUUAAACCCAAAGACUACGAAGUGGAUUCACCGACAGUUUCGGUGGAUCAUACCAUUUGGGAGAUCAUGCCUUAUACCCAAUCUUAGCUACAUUUCUGAAGCUGCAGCUUCGUUGCUUGACCGAAGAUUGGAUCUCCACAUUGUCCCCCCAACUGAACUUGUUUCAUUAUCGAGCCCGGCUUUCUUUUACGACUGGCUUGACCGAAGCGCAGCUAAGAAAGGAAAACCGUUACCUGAGAAAAUUGGGAGCAUGCAAUUCUUUUUACAUGGUUAUCAAGAUGCAUCCGACUUUUUGCGAAAGUAUCCUUGGCCAGGACGCGCUAUUGCAGAUACCUUCGACGAUUCGACACAUCGACAGGGAAAUGUAUCGAAACGCUUCCUCGGCGCUUUGAAAGUUGUUUGUGGAAAGACAGGCGACACCGAGGACGCGUACGAUGAUGUUGAUUAUGAGGAUGAACGCGUCCUCUACGAUGCCACGGAGGAGGGCGGUGCACACCGACCAUUCUAUUGGAGUCAAACUCUCCAGCAAAGCUUCCGUGAGGAGUUGGAAAAGCUUGUUAUACUGGAUUAUCUCAUGCUUAACACUGACCGGGGUGCGGACAAUUAUAUGAUCAAGUAUUGUGAAGGCGACCAUGAAAAGGCCCUUGUAGAUGUUGCACCGUCCCGCUCAGUUCGCCUCGAGAUGCCAGCAAUGAGCGAGCUUCGGAGGAAUGAGAUGUCUUCUCAUACGCCGUCAAUGACCCCAUCCGCUUCGUAUCACCCACCUUCAUCACCAGGCGCGUCGGGAUCUUCCACACCACACGGCGAUUAUAGGCGACGCCCGCAUAUUCACAUCGCAGCCAUUGACAAUUCACUGUCGUUUCCCCAUGAACAUCCACAAGGUUGGCGGUCUUACACAUACGGAUGGUUAUAUUUGCCUGUCAGCAUCAUUGGUCGGCCUUUCAGUGAAAAGACAAGAAAUCAUUUUCUACCAUUGCUCACGUCGAAGUCAUGGUGGGAAGAAACGACAUUUUUGCUGGAAAACCUGUUUGCAGUUGAUCCCGAUUUUCAUCCAAAGAUGUUUGCUCGACAACUUGCCGUUAUCAAAGGCCAAGCUUGGAACAUCGUGCAGUCCUUGAGGCACGCAGAUGAGGGUCCGUUAGAGUUAACACGGAGAACGAAAGUCCUUGUCUGGGAUGAGGAAUUGGAGGUUGCUGAAGAGGCUAUUCAAGAAGUGGCAAAUAGUCCAUCUUCUCCAAGACUUUCCAUAAAUAGUGUUCCUCUGCCAAGACGGACCCGAAGUCAAAGUUCUGGGAGCGAAUUCCCCCCUCCAAUCCGUAGAACAUCGACUGACGCAUCGGGGGCGCCUCGGCCAGUUCCCUUUGCAGCCAAAUUCCAACGGGUACACCCUGGGACUACUGGUGUCACUGUUCUGGAGCAUCUGGAGCGGCUUGAUGCCGUAGAAGCGAGCUUACAACGGCUAGGCGUAGGUGAGACGAUCGAGGAGGAGGAGGUCGAUGUUGGCGUUGUUGCAUCGACAGUACCCCCGAAACCUAUCUCCAUACCCCGUCGCCCAAUAGAGUCGUCUUCAAACGUCGCUACAUCUCCAUUCUCACCUCCCGGCAGCCCCUUACCCACCGUGCAUGAAGUCUCGUCGUCAGCUAGUUCAAUAGCGGAAGAAGACCUGGUGGCUCUGUCUAAAUCUACGUCACAUAUUGAAAGUGCAAACCCCUUUAAUCGUCCAGACAACCUCUCGAGCGCGGGAAUAGAAUGGAUUCAAACUUCAGGCGAGAGCCAGAAGCGUAUCGUGAUCACUGAAAGACUGGAAACGGUACACAAGAAACCCCUUUGUGCUUGCUGGUAA
Molecule: messenger RNA, 2346 nt
Organism: Laccaria bicolor S238N-H82
Lineage: Eukaryota; Fungi; Basidiomycota; Agaricomycetes; Agaricales; Hydnangiaceae
Exons: 16
Coding region: 1-2346 (781 amino acids)
Biological process (GO): phosphatidylinositol phosphate biosynthetic process; Golgi organization; endosome organization
Cellular component (GO): fungal-type vacuole membrane; trans-Golgi network; endosome
Molecular function (GO): 1-phosphatidylinositol 4-kinase activity
Source: RefSeq, a predicted model, not a curated record